GCUCACUAGAGAAGAUCUUUAUUCUCAGCAUCUGUUAGAGAAGCGUGUGUGAAGUUAGUUAACAGACGGACGUGUCUUGGAGGAUGAAGCUGCUCCAUGGACUGAUCCUGGCUGCAGCUGUCCUGCUUCUGGCUGCAGGACACAGUGUGAAAUCUGGAUGUGACAUCUACGACCUCAGUAAAAACAAUAAUGUGUGCUGCACAAAGUGUAAUCCAGGAAACCGUCUCGUCAUUCGUUGUGGUCCAGAUCCAAAAGAUUUGUGUACUCCCUGUGAAAAAGACAACUUUGUCACAGAAACAUUAUCACAGAGUUGUCAGAGAUGUACUCAAUGUACAGGUAACAUGCAGGUGAAGGUGAACUGCACCGCCAGCAGCGACACAGUUUGUGAGUGUAAACCGGGACAUCAGCCCUUUGGAAAAGGUUGUGAGCCGUGUCCUCCAGGGACGUACAAUGACAAGAGCCAUCAAUACUGUGUGAAAUGGAGCAAAUGUACGGGGCCAGGUGAUAAAAUAAUUGCUCCAGGAAAUGCAUACAGAGAUGUAACCUGUGCCCAUAAACCAGACACCAAAACAAAUGACCUAGAAACCAAGUUCAUUGCUAUUUUCAUCGUCUUUGCGCUCAUCUGCAUAGCGGUACCUACUGCUACAGUCCUCUUCUUAGAGUGGAGGAAAGGAAAAGCCACUCGUAAAUCCCAUGUUGAAAAGGAAACUCUUACAGAAGGAGGACAGACUCAAACAUCUCUUCUUAAUGAGCCCAGCUUCUGUUUUCCUCAGCAAGAACAUGGCGGCAGCAGUCAGAGUUCGACAGCCUCGCUGGUCUCGCAAGAUAUCGGGCCUUUGGUAGCAUGAAGUUGUGUUGUGUAGCAAGCUGAACAUAAACGAGUAUUCAUUUGUAGUUAUAUGCAGAUAUGUAUAAUGUGUAUGUAAUGUGUAAUUUAUUUACUGUAUACUACUGGAAUCCUGUCCUUAAAACUGUAUUCAUGACAUUUGUGACAUUUUGUUGCCAUUAAAGCAGCUGAAGUAUUUAAUAAUGUAUUUUGUUUUCAUAUUACAGCCAUGUUCCGAAACAAUGCAUUUUGUACCUAAAUUGUUUACUGCUAAGAACUUGCCCAAAAUGUGCUCAUGUGACUUUUAUUUUAAAAGCAUGUAAGAUGUUAACACUUAUUACAAAAAGAGAAAAAUAAAUCUAGAAU
Labeo rohita (rohu) is the source of this 1192-nucleotide messenger RNA. RefSeq names its product tumor necrosis factor receptor superfamily, member 9b (gene tnfrsf9b). Gene Ontology annotation, molecular function: cytokine binding; signaling receptor activity. The transcript has 7 exons. Bases 84 to 848 code for a protein of 254 amino acids. Gene Ontology annotation, biological process: regulation of cell population proliferation. Gene Ontology annotation, cellular component: external side of plasma membrane. The record is from RefSeq and is a predicted model, not a curated record. NCBI's taxonomy places the organism in Eukaryota, Metazoa, Chordata, Actinopteri, Cypriniformes, Cyprinidae.